AUGGGUAUUCUCAUGUAUUAUUAUGAUAAAUGCUUUGCAUAUAUCAUUCGAACAUUCAUGCGCCUUGCCAGAAAUGUGUCGGCCAGUCCAGAUGAAAUCCGCCAUAUCAAGUCCCGGGAUGCUGGCCGAACUAUCAAGGUUCACCUGUAUCGGCCUUCUGGCUCGGGGCCAUCACCUGUCCUCCUCAACUUUCACGGGAGUGGCUUCGUGCUACCACUCCAUGGCAGCGACGAUGAGUUUUGUCGUCAAGUCAGUCAGGAAACCAAGCAUACCGUCUUGGACGUCCCCUAUCGUCUGGCACCAGAACACCCGUUCCCGGCCGCACUGAACGAUGUGGAAGACGCCAUAAAAUAUGUGUUCACAUGCCCAGAUGAAUUCGACCUGACCCGUGUAUCUAUAUCUGGAUUUAGUGCUGGGGGUAACCUCGCGCUGGCAGCUGCGUCAAGCCUCUUCCCUCGCGAUAUGUUCCGCUCCCUGAUAGCAAUCUAUCCUGUGACUGAUCUAAGCCCUGGCCCUGCUUCAAAGAUCGCCCCGGCCCGUGGGGACUUUGUAAUUCCUCUUCCUGUGAUGCGCCUCUUCGACCGCUGCUAUGUACCCUCAUCGUUCGAUAAGCGGGACCCGCGGAUCUCGCCGCUCUACGCCCAGGUAGAUCGAUUCCCAAGACGUGUUCUUAUUAUCACCGCCGAUGGAGAUACUCUUGCGCUUGAGGCCGAGGAACUGGCCCAAAAGAUCAAGGAAUUGCAAGGGUGGCAUGUGGUCAGCGAGCGCAUGCAGGGGUGUAGUCAUGGAUGGGACAAAAGCACAAAAGUGGGGACUCCGCAAUACCAAGCUAAAGAGCGGGCUUAUAGACUAGCCUUCGACAUGUUGAACGAGUAG
Penicillium expansum is the source of this 876-nucleotide messenger RNA. Its product is annotated as putative esterase/lipase. The record is from RefSeq and is a predicted model, not a curated record. Gene Ontology annotation, molecular function: hydrolase activity. The transcript has a single exon. NCBI's taxonomy places the organism in Eukaryota, Fungi, Ascomycota, Eurotiomycetes, Eurotiales, Aspergillaceae. The coding region runs from base 1 to 876 and encodes 291 amino acids.